AUGACCCGUGAGAUGCAGGAGGGUGUUGAGGGCGUGGCGGGAUGGACCCGCUUCAUGCGCGUUGCGGGUUGGUCCCGCUUCAUGCGCAUUGCGGAGCGGCCAGACGACUUCGGACCUGCAGACUUGGAACAUCAACUCCGCCUGAUGACGGGCGCGUGUGAGAAAAACCCAGCUCGCGCUACUGGCACGCGACGGGCAAUCUCUGGAUGGAGUUCCCAUGCGGAAAGCCGCCAUGGAGCACUUCGGGAAGUUGUUCAGGACGGUGGGCUCGAUUGCUUGCGGAACGCCCGACGAUUUCGGACCCAUGACCUGGAGCAACAACUCUGCCUGAUGACGGCGAGUGGGAGAAGAACCCAGCUCUGCGGUACCAGCACGCAGCGGGCGAUCUCUGGAAGGAGUUCCCUGGAGUGGUGGAUGCAAAGGCGGCAGCGGAGCACUUCAGGAAGUUGCUCAGGCCUAUGGGAUCGAUUGUUUGCGGAACGCCCGGACGACUUCGGACCUUUAUACUCGGAGCAUCAACUCUGCCUGAUGACGGGCGAGUGGAAGACAAACCCAGCUCUGCGGUACCGGCACGCAGCGGGCGAUCUCUGGAUGGAGUUCCCUGGUGUGAUGGAGGCAAAGACAGCCGUGGGGCACUUCGGGAAGUUGUUCAGGCAGGUGGGCUCGGUUGUUGGAUUUGCGAUGGAUCCGGCCAUUACUGAUCGAGAGAAUGCGGAGAAGUGGGCGAAGGAGGCGGAUGAAGAGAACGGAGGGGUCAAUGGGUACGAUGGGGAUGGUGAGGAGACGGCGGUCCAGGAGGAGGCCAAGGUUGCGGGAGCUGAGGAGCACCCCCUCAUUGAGUUCUAGGCGUACCGGACUGUGGAGAGAGAUCUCUAGAUUGAGUUCGCAUGCCACUGGUUUGAGGAGAAAGCGAUCGAGCCAGAAUUGCAUCCGGAUC
Mytilinidion resinicola is the source of this 937-nucleotide messenger RNA. RefSeq lists its product as uncharacterized. The record is from RefSeq and is a predicted model, not a curated record. Lineage: Eukaryota; Fungi; Ascomycota; Dothideomycetes; Mytilinidiales; Mytilinidiaceae. The coding region runs from base 1 to 846 and encodes 281 amino acids. The transcript has a single exon.